AAUAAACAUAUAAUGCGACCGCAAAAGUUUCGUCUUCCAUGCAAUACAGAAAGUUUCUUACAAACAGAUAAAAAGAUAGUAGUUGUAUCUGUGUUUGGAAAAUCACAAUAUCGUGCAAAAGGAUGCAAAACCAAUAUGCUCAGUUCCAUUCUGCAAGUGGACCUCCUGGAUGAACCAGAAGUGAACACGGAAUCAUUUUGUGAGAUUGAAGGAUAUUAUGAUUCUAAGGAUAGAAUUAUAUAUUUGCAUUUAAGAGGAUUAUUAGACACACAUACCCUUUUAAUAGAAUAUGAUAAGUUUGUAGAAAAACAGGACUGUAAGGAUUUCCUCAGUGUAUGGGCACAUAUGAGAGACAAGUAUGCUAGAGCACUACUUGUUUUGUUUCAUAUAUCACAUGUUAUUAUUCUUACUCAUCCAACUCACACAUUUGACUACAGUUAUGUACAUUUAUUUAGAGCCAUGGAUAAUGUGAGACAAAAGGUAUCACCGCAACUUUCUGAUGUUUUAAGUUGCAUUUACAGCUUGCCUAAAGAUUGGGUAUUGAAUGUUAGGCCUUGCUCUCCACGUGUUUUAUUCUAUUUUGAAACUUGUCCUGCUGUGUUUCAAGAUACUGUCACUAUGGCUAACAUAAAAAAAUUAGAACAUUCCUUGGAAGAUCAGAUAUACCAUGUAUUAAGAAAAAAUCGUAUAGUAACAAAUAUUAGUUCAAAUUCAUUAUUUGCAAUUCCGGCAAAUGAAGAGUUUGUUUAUGUACAUACGGGUAUGACUGAAUCCAGAGAUAUUUUGGGUUACAUGGCAAGAAAACUCAUACAGAGUUGCAAAGUUAGUUCUGGUGGCAGUACUUCAAGGAGUUUGGCUAGCCAAGAUUCUAAUAUUCAAAUAGAUGAUACAGAAAAUGAAAUUCGUUCCUUUAGAUCAUUUCUACAACAACAUGUAAAUCUGGCCUUUGUAAGGGGUUUUGAUGAUAAUGUUGGAAGACAUUCUGUACCUGCCUAUUUUGAGAUACCUAGUGUUACAAUGUUUUGCGAAGUGGCAAAUAAAGUAUAUGACUACUUUAUCCAUGGAACAGAUAAAGAACUAUUAACUUUACAUAGCUUGCUAGACACUGAUGUGAAGUUUAGCAAGAGCAGGUGUAGUAAAGUUCUCCCACGAGCCCUCCAAGCUUACCAAGAGAACCUGCCUCAACACUAUACAAGAGCAUACCAUGAAACAAAACUGGCUCAUGCAAUGGCAGUGUUUGAGAUGCAUGCUAGAGGUCCUUUGUUUGAAGAAUUCAGUGAGAAACUGCAGGCUGAAUGUGAAAAGCACUGGAGAUCUGGUAGACAGAUGUGCGAGGUGCUGUCUCUAACAGGAAAUCCUUGUACGAACCCAAUACAUAGAGGCGGAAGUGAAGGUGCUGGUGGUGGGGAGCAGGCAGAACAAAGGGAUAGCGACAAUGAUUUGCCAAUUAGGGAGCAUUGUAGUGGCGUUCGAUAUAUUUGUGCCUGCAAUUGUGGUCGUUGUCAAGGUUCGAGAGAGGACCCUUUUAGCUUGAGGCAGGCUAAUUAUGAUUAUUUUCAAAUACUGGCUAAACAAUGUGGUUGCGCGCAAUUAGAGAGUAUACAGUUUCCAGUUUUCCAACCAAGUACACAUAAUUAUAGGCCUGCACAGUUAUUUUCUACCAAACGGAAAGAUUCUUUCAGUCAUGGAGAAUCCCCAACGCCUCAAGGAAAUACUCAGGCUUGUAGUUUAGGAGUUAACACUACAGAUGGUACUUUUUAUUCACAGUCUGCAACAACAAGUGAAACUAGUGAAGAUGUUCUUAAGCUCAGCAGUAAAACUAGUCUAACACCUAGUGAUGCACAUAAAGUCGUCAUAGAAGUAUCUGAUAGUGAUGCAGAAAAUGCAAAAGAGAAAUCUCUGGUAAGACAACCUUCAACAACAGAAUAUCUACCAGGAAUGUUGCAUACAGAAUCACCAGCUGGUUUAUUGCCACAGUUUUCUAGUUGGUCUCUAGUUUGUCUUGGCCCAAGUAGUUUAUAUUCUCAUAAUUUGGGUUUACAACAUCAAGCUGGUGUUUUACCUACUUCUGCCUUUCUUCUACCUUGGGAUGUGACUGUAAGAUUAGAACAUCAAAAAGAAAGAGGUUCUUUGUGGCCAACCAUAGGUGAUCAUGGAACUCAUGGCUACUGCCCCAGAGGAAAGAAUUUCCAAAAUAUGAAUACUAUUCGCGGACGGAAAUCAAAAGGUGGGAAAGAAGUAGGAGUGGAAUACGAAUGUCCACGAGGACAUAGAUUCAUGGCAUCUGCACCAGAUAAGGUUUUGAAGGCUACUGGAAAUGGGAUUGUGAAAGACAGUGGAAAUAAAGUUACUUCCAGUACUGUGGAUAUGCCACUUUAUUUUCCAUGCCCUUGUAGACAAACAAAGCCUUUAAUAGCUCAGUUAAUGAGAAUUCACGUGGUAACGCCAAAAGCACCUGUUCACGUUACAUUAAAUCCUAGAGUACAACCUGGACCUCCACCUUGUCCAAUUUUUGUUACUGGUUGUGACGAACCCAUAAAAUUAUCACAAAGUGCCUAUUGGGUUUUAAGAUUACCAUAUGUAUACAUGGAUGAAAAGGGACCAUAUUUGGCGCCAAAAGAACCUGUACCAACAUCACAUGGGAGACUAUUGGCGGGAAUGUAUGGAAUUAGCGAAGUACUUCCUGAAAAGAAAUAA
Molecule: messenger RNA, 2697 nt
Organism: Eufriesea mexicana
Lineage: Eukaryota; Metazoa; Arthropoda; Insecta; Hymenoptera; Apidae
Product: protein SMG8
Exons: 14
Coding region: 13-2697 (894 amino acids)
Biological process (GO): nuclear-transcribed mRNA catabolic process, nonsense-mediated decay
Source: RefSeq, a predicted model, not a curated record